ACACUUCAAACCUCUCCCGAGUCACACCUUUUCCUUGUGUCUUUUUUUCUUUUUCUUAGUCUUUUUUCCUUUGGGUUUCCUUUCCGUCUCUUAUUUCCUUUUGGGUCUUGGGGAUUCAUCUCGGCAUUCUGGAAGCAUCUCGGUCUGAAUCAAUUUCCUGGCGACGACAAACUAUCACCAAGCAACAACGCCAAUAACGAGUCUCAGUGCUUCAUCCUCUUUUUGUCAACAGUUGAUCUGCUGGCGAGCAUCUUCUAAACAUAUCUGUCCCUUUAACGAGAAACGGUUCUUUCCUUUAUCAUUAUCACACCCCAACAAGUCUACAAUGUUGCCCACUGUCAACACAAAGUUCCCGCCUCCCCCGACGGCACCGAUCCCGAUUAAGCCCCAUUUUCCUCUUCGGACGGCACACAAGAAGCGACCAUCACUAGAAAUCAUCACGGACUUCAACUCACAUACAGCCAGAAUGGGCUUUCAAGCCCCCCGACUGGGCGCUUUGGGCUUGACAUUUUUGGUUAUGAGGGCACUGCAGUUCGCUGCUCUGAUCGCAGUCAUCGGCUUGAGCGCAAACUUCAUUGAUGAGUUCUCUACAAAGUCACUGGGAUCUCCUUCAGAGCUUCUAGGUACUCUGGUAGUGGCCGUCAUUGCUGUCAUCUAUGUCGUCAUCUCCUACGUCCUCUACUACGAUGCCAUGCUCCCAUAUCUCCUCAGUGGAAUUCUUGACGGCUUACUGCUGAUUGCCUUCAUCGUCGUCGCCUCACUACUCGGCAAGCCCCUUUCCCAUCUCCAGUGCGCUCUCAUGCCCCAGGAUCCUGACGCCAACAACUUUUGGACAUCUGUCCCAUUCACCAUCAAGUCCCAAGAAACGACGCAUGACGAUGGCCUAUACUUCACCUUUGUGCACAUGGACCAACCCACCUGCUUCGAGACCAAGGCCAUCUGGGGUCUUUCCAUCGCUCUAUGCGUCCUCUUUGCCUUCAGCAGCAUCGUCUGCGUUGGCCUCUGGCGUCGCGUCAGUCGCGAGACGGUUGUUGUCGGCAGCAGAAAGGACAUUGAGGGUUAGGGGCGCGCGGGCGCUGGCUGGGGGAUUCGCGAGAAGAACUACUACUUAUACGGGUCGGAGUCAGAGUCGGAUGUGUCCCUUUAUGGCCACAAAACCACCACCACUGCUCCACCACAGUUCCCUCCUCCCCCGUUGGCGCCCAUGCGUAUCACUGGUGGCGCUCGCCGCAGCGACAACCAACAACAAUACGACAGUGAUCCUCAAGACAUUCCGGUCCCCACCAUCCGCGCAAGAGCCGGCCUGCCACAGAAUCGUCGCAGUCUUUCCGGCUCCAGGUCCAGUAUCGACUCCGACACCUCCUCUACCCUCAGUCGGGGAGCGAGCCCCGAGCGUCAACUCCGUAUCAGCGGUGGUCUAGCGCCCCCGCCGCCCGUCCGCCACUGCUGCAACGGCGGUCGCGUCGGGCUAGGCAUCAUGCCCACGAUCCCCGGCUCACCCAUCGACGCCACACAAGAGCGGACCAU
Messenger RNA from Neurospora crassa OR74A, 1527 nucleotides. RefSeq lists its product as hypothetical. The transcript has 2 exons. NCBI's taxonomy places the organism in Eukaryota, Fungi, Ascomycota, Sordariomycetes, Sordariales, Sordariaceae. The record is from RefSeq and is a predicted model, not a curated record. Bases 326 to 1063 code for a protein of 245 amino acids.